AUGAGACUGAAUGCCGAGAAGUGUGCUAUUGUAACAUUUCACAGGAACUUCAAGCCUUUGAUGUUUGAUUACUGUCUAAGCAACACCACACUUUGCCGUAAGUCUCACAUUAGAGACCUUGGAAUUGGGUUGUCUUCGGAUCUAAGCCCUGAGUUACACAUAGACAUAAUCACCGGGAAGGCUGCUAAGAUGUUGGGGUUUAUCAUAAGGACUUCUAGAAGCGGUCUUAGUGUUGAGGCGAUGAAGAUAGCAUACACAGCGCUAGUUAGAUCUGUGUUGGAGUACGGCUGUGUUGUGUGGUGUCCCUACCAACUUGGACAUAUUCAGCGACUGCAGAGCAUACAAGAUCGCUUUGUUAGGAUAAUUGGUACCAAGCUGGGAUACAACUACAGUGAAGUUUCCCUUGGAGUUGGUAGCGGAUCAAUUGGGGCUGGCUCCAUUAUAUGCGAGAAGGAGACUGCAUGA
Homalodisca vitripennis (glassy-winged sharpshooter) is the source of this 465-nucleotide messenger RNA. RefSeq lists its product as uncharacterized. The transcript has a single exon. The coding region runs from base 1 to 465 and encodes 154 amino acids. The record is from RefSeq and is a predicted model, not a curated record. Lineage: Eukaryota; Metazoa; Arthropoda; Insecta; Hemiptera; Cicadellidae.